UUCACAUUUAAGUAUUGCAAAGUGAAACCGUUACUUGAAACAACUUGGAACAAUGAAACUAUUGCUUUUCAUUACAUUUGUUCUGGCUCUGGAUCGCGUCAGUGCUACCAUCAAUGCCACGGCGGCAGACUACAUAUACUCGGUGACUGAAAUUAUUGCCGCCUUAAAAGAGAGUGGAGGGGACAUGUAUCGUGCUGAUUACUUCUUCAAAACCGUUGAGAAUCUCCUUUUCGGUUUACCAUUUCAGAUUGUUUUCGGUUUGUUAAAUGCAGUUUGUUCAGCGGUGCUUGCGGAGGGCAGAGAUCAAACACCCGAAAGCUUUGAACCGAGAAUAGAAGAUAUUGGACUGCAGUUAAGUACAGCUUGUAGUGGGCGAGUAUAUGCCAUCGAAGAUAUAGCACAACUAGCAACAGAUCCAGAUUUCGAUCCGAACAAGAAGACGGUGAUAUUUUCGACGGGUUGGUUGUCGACAUUGGACUAUGAAGCCACCGGUGUGUUGAGCCAGGCAUUUCGUUGUCGUGGCGAUACGAAUUUUCUGGUGCUCGAUACCGGUGGUUAUAUUGGCACGCUUUACGUCUGGUCCGCACAAAAUACCGAUACAAUUGGCAAAUUUCUCGCUGAGGGCAUACAAAGUCUUUCCGAAAUUAUCGACAUCAACAAUUUGCACAUAAUCGGUCACAGUUUGGGCGCACAAAUAAUGGCUUCCGCGGCGCGACAUUAUACCGAUCUCACAGACAGUCAACUACCGCAUGUGACGGGUCUGGAUCCCGCUUUCCCGUGUUUUAACGAAGGCCAGGUGCUGACCAUACUCUCGGCUAGUGAUGCCGAGUUUGUCGACAACAUAAUCACGACACCCGGCAUUGCCGGACAAUUCGCGGCCAGCGCUGAUGCCACCUUUUAUGUGGGUGGCAAGUUUCCCAUACAAGCGCCUUGCACUGGUCCAGCAUGUUCGCAUGUAAUCGCUAUCGAUUACUAUAUAGAAUCGGUCUUUCCGAAUAAUGAGCAUAAUUUCCUAGCGAAGCGUUGCAGUUCGCUGUACAAUCUGCUAGCUGGUAGAUGUGUUGGCGAUUCAUAUCCAAUGGGUUUAGCGGUGCCACGUGACUUAAUCGGUAGGUAUAUACUGGAGGUGAAUGAAGAGAAGCCGUAUGGUAAAAAUGCCACUGAGGACUAUGUGAAUCCGGACACCACUACUUGCGGGCUUUGUGAGGAGGAAUAAGUAAUGGCCGCAAGCUACACCAUUUUAUUUAUAUUAGCCGUUAUUUAAUCACUAUUAUUAUACCUAGUUACUGUUAUAAAUGAAUUAUUUAAAUAUAUAUAAUCUAUUCUGCAUAA
This is a messenger RNA of Zeugodacus cucurbitae (melon fly), 1332 nucleotides long. Its product is annotated as vitellogenin-1. The coding region runs from base 53 to 1216 and encodes 387 amino acids. Gene Ontology annotation, molecular function: lipase activity. The transcript has 3 exons. The record is from RefSeq and is a predicted model, not a curated record. NCBI's taxonomy places the organism in Eukaryota, Metazoa, Arthropoda, Insecta, Diptera, Tephritidae.